AUGAUUGCGCUGUAUCUGAUACAAGUGAUUUUCCUGUUCACCUCUGUUUCAUCUGAAGCUGUAUGCCGAAAUGGAAAGCUGAACGAAAGAGAGAUCGAACAAGGGGUCUUGGUGCCAGUGAAUGUUGCACGGGAGAAUCUGGUUAAGGGAAAACAGCCAAAUGGAUAUACCACUAAUUCGUAUCUACCAAAAGGAAAAUACAUGAUGAAAAUGGGUUGGGACUGCGGUCUAGAAGAAAAGGCUAUUGCUGCGCUUAACAGCCUUACAGAGAAGAAGACUAAUUGGUGUCCUGGAGAACAUGAACUACCACCUGCAGCGAGUGAUAAUACUGUCUUUUUUGUCAAAGCCAGAGACGACGACUACUUCGAUAUAUCCGAGCCGGUAAACAGUUUUAUGAGACCAAUGUUUGUAAACCCUAUGAGCCGCGAAGCAAUAGAAGCAGAUGCAGUAACCUAUCAAGGACAAAGAGUUAUAGAAAAUUAUGUUAAUCUUGCCCGUGCGGAUGCUACUAAGAUAGGUUGCGCUUGGGUCAGAUGUAGUGGUCGUCCACGUGGCGUCUAUAGCGCAUAUUGCCUUACAAACAAAGCACCUCUCAAGAAAGGAGACAUCAUUUAUCAGAGAGGAACUGGCGGCUGUGAAAUGCAUGACAACGAAUGUCCCGUGUCUUCCGUUUGCAAUGCUACAACUAGCCUUUGUGAACUUUCUGCAUCUCAUUGGCACAAUUGA
Strongylus vulgaris is the source of this 726-nucleotide messenger RNA. Lineage: Eukaryota; Metazoa; Nematoda; Chromadorea; Rhabditida; Strongylidae. The record is from the annotation of a GenBank genome assembly.